CUGAGGAAGCCGGAAGUCAGCGGCGAAGAGGAGGAGGAGGAGGCUGCGCUGUUCUUGCGCGCUGGGGCCGGGGGAGUCCGCGCGCCCUCCCUGCGCCGCCAUGGCCCUCGCGCCGCUCUUCCUCGCGCUCUUCCCGCCCUUGGCCGCGGCCUUCUACCUGCCCGGCUUGGCGCCCGUCAACUUCUGUGAGGACCCCAGCAAGUACGACUGCAAGUCUUCCAUAGAGGUGUUUGUGAAUAGACUGGAUUCUGUAGAAUCAGUCCUUCCUUAUGAAUAUACUGCGUUUGAUUUUUGCCAAGCACCGGGAGAGAAACGUCCAUCUGAAAAUCUUGGUCAAGUAUUGUUUGGAGAGAGGAUUGAACCAUCUCCAUAUAAGUUUACUUAUAAAAAAGAAGAAGCAUGCAAGCCUGUUUGUACAAAAGAAUAUGAUCUUAAAAAACCUGAAGACAGACAGAAGCUAGAUUUUCUGAAAAAAAGCAUGCUACUGAACUAUCAGCAUCACUGGAUAGUGGACAAUAUGCCUGUAACAUGGUGUUAUGAGGUUGAAGAUAAUCAAUGGUUUUGCAAUCCUGGAUUUCCCAUUGGUUGUUUUAUAACAAAAGAUGGACACCCCAAAGAUGCCUGUGUUAUUAGUUCAGAAUUCCAUGAACACAAUACCUUCUAUAUCUUCAACCAUAUGGACAUUAGAAUAGUCUAUCACAUUGUAGAAAAUGAAGCACCUAGUGCAAGACUAGUCGCUGCCAAAAUUAAACCAAAAAGUUACAAGCACACAGAUCCUGAAAAGCCAGACUGCUCUGGACCACCUAUGGAUAUAAGUAAUGAAAUGACUGAUGGAAAAGUUAAAAUUGUCUAUACUUAUUCCAUUUCUUUUGAGGAAAAUAAAGAAAUCAGAUGGGCAUCCAGGUGGGACUACAUUUUAGAAUCAAUGCCCCAUACACACAUACAGUGGUUUAGUAUUAUGAAUUCUCUCGUGAUUGUCCUUUUCCUUUCUGGAAUGGUAGCUAUGAUCAUGCUAAGAACUCUCCAUAAGGAUAUUGCAAGAUAUAAUCAAAUGGAUUCUACAGAGGACGCUCAGGAGGAAUUUGGCUGGAAGCUUGUUCAUGGUGACAUAUUCAGGCCCCCACGAAAAGGAAUGCUGCUUUCUGUAUUUUUAGGCUCUGGGACACAGAUUUUAAUUAUGACUUUUGUUACUUUAUUCUUUGCUUGCCUUGGAUUUUUAUCACCUGCAAAUCGGGGUGCAUUAAUGACCUGUGCUGUGGUCUUGUGGGUGCUGCUUGGAACCCCAGCAGGUUAUGUUGCUGCUAGGUUCUACAAAUCAUUUGGGGGUGAAAAAUGGAAGACAAAUGUUCUGCUGACAGCCUUUCUUUGUCCUGGCAUUGUAUUUGCGGACUUCUUUAUCAUGAAUCUGAUUCUCUGGGGAGAAGGCUCCUCUGCAGCUAUUCCUUUUGGCACUUUGGUUGCUGUUCUAGCUCUCUGGUUUUGCAUAUCGGUACCACUGACAUUCAUUGGAGCCUACUUUGGAUUUAAAAAGAAUGCCAUAGAACACCCAGUCCGAACCAAUCAGAUUCCUCGUCAGAUUCCUGAACAGUCAUUUUAUACAAAACCAUUACCGGGCAUUGUUAUGGGAGGUAUUCUUCCCUUUGGAUGUAUCUUCAUACAGCUUUUCUUCAUCCUUAAUAGCAUAUGGUCUCAUCAGAUGUAUUACAUGUUUGGCUUCCUGUUCUUGGUAUUCAUUAUUCUGGUUAUCACUUGUUCAGAGGCUACUAUUCUACUUUGCUAUUUCCACUUGUGUGCAGAGGACUACCAUUGGCAGUGGCGUUCCUUUCUUACCAGUGGCUUUACAGCUGUUUAUUUUCUUAUAUAUGCAGUGCAUUAUUUCUUUUCCAAACUUCAAAUUACGGGUACAGCAAGCACCAUUUUAUAUUUUGGCUACACCAUGAUAAUGGUCUUGAUAUUCUUCCUUUUCACAGGAACAAUUGGAUUCUUCGCAUGCUUUUGGUUUGUGACCAAAAUAUACAGUGUGGUAAAAGUAGAUUGAAGAAAUUCUCAACUAAAAUACAGAUGGCAUCAACCUAAUUCAAAGACAUGCUUUUGGGAAGGAAUUUAAUCUUUAUCUGGAGUAUUGACUUCUGUACUUUGUGAAUGAUACUGAAUAUACAUUUUUCUCCCACUCAGACUUGUGUAUUGUAACUUACAAUCUGGUUUCACUUGGGUGUUCUUAAUGAAGUUUGGACUUAAAUAUGGUAUGCAUUGUACAUAUUGCUGUUCUGGAACUUUUAAAUUCCAAUGGCAGGCUAAAAUGAUUUAAUGAUAUUUCUAAAAGAAUGCUUGUAAAUAUGGAUUUGUAAGCCAGGAUCUAAUGUUGUAUUAGAAUACUUGUACUAACCUAAAGGUCUUUCUCCUGCUCUGUCCUCUUCCAUUGCUGCUCCAGAGGAUAUAUCAGGCCUACCUAAGCAGUUAUAUGGCAGGGAAGUGAAUCGUCCCCACCAAUCCCAUCUCUGAGUUUGUUGAGUGGAAUUAUUUUUCUUUCAAAGAAAUGAUUUUAUAUCAUGAUUUUGAUGGUUUUCCCAGUGUGUUACUUUGAAUCUGAAUGCUUCUGUUUUAUAUUGGAGCUAUGGCCAUAGAUCCUUCUCCACUUUAUCUGUGACUCUUUUGGGUUCCAUUGGUGUUGGCCUUUUAAAAAGAUGUGCCUCUUAAGUCUUGGAAUCUAUAUAUUCAAAAUCAUAAUAAAUACUGUAAAGAUUUUCAGUGGGCUAUUACACAUUAUAAAUAAGUCUAUUAAAGUUUGUAAAUAUAAGUAUAUAGAGAUGUUUUUAAAAUAUGUAGAUUAUUUUAUUAUGUGUUACAUUCUAGUUUUGAUUUAAUUCUUUGUUAAUCUGCUCCAUUCAAGAAACACAUAAUACUCUUGUACUACUUAGGAAUCCUAUUUCAUAAUGGAACUUCAGUAUCAGUCCUAAUCCAGUAACAGCAUUAAGUUAAGAGAUGGAUUAAUAUGUUGAAAAAAUCUGUAUAUAUAAAAGCAAGAUGCACUUCUAAGUGUGUUCAAAACAGGUUUUAAUGAUGCAUUUUAUGCUGAAAUGGCUGGUGGCUUUGUCCUUUGGACAUACAAAAGCACUCCUUGCUUUAUAUUAAAUAGAAUAAAAUUUGUCAUGUGUUGAAUUAAAAUUAAUCCACACACAUUUUUGAAAAUUAUAAUGGAAACAUGUUUAUUGUGUUGAGUAGUUUUGACUUUACUGGUUCACCUGUUAGUAAUGCUUGCAUGUUUCCUGCAAGAGCACACUUGCUACCAUGUAACUGCAUGUUUUGGGCUCAGAAGCUGAAAAACUAGAUAAAUUAACUGAGGUUUUUCUAAUUUUCUUUCUGAAGAUCAUAAAUAAGGAUGUUUGACUAUUAAAAUCCAAUAAAUAUCAUUUGUUAAUAA
Anolis sagrei ordinatus is the source of this 3421-nucleotide messenger RNA. RefSeq names its product transmembrane 9 superfamily member 2 (gene TM9SF2). Gene Ontology annotation, cellular component: membrane. NCBI's taxonomy places the organism in Eukaryota, Metazoa, Chordata, Lepidosauria, Squamata, Anolidae. Gene Ontology annotation, biological process: protein localization to membrane. The record is from RefSeq and is a predicted model, not a curated record.